This is a messenger RNA of Striga asiatica, 1281 nucleotides long. The record is from the annotation of a GenBank genome assembly. NCBI's taxonomy places the organism in Eukaryota, Viridiplantae, Streptophyta, Magnoliopsida, Lamiales, Orobanchaceae.
GUAAUGAUGUCGAGGACCUAUCUGCCCAUUAGCCAAAUCACUGAUGAAACAAGAAACUGGACUGCGCUUAUUCAAGUCGUUAAGAGGGCGCCUAUUCAAGCAAGCAAAAGGUACCAAAGUAGCUGUUGUAGACAGCCAUGGAGGAGUUCGAUGGGCUGCUACUUCCGUACAAGAGAUACUACCUUACUGGAGCAAAAGUGCGGCCAGAAAGCCCGUUGUACCAAGUUGUACCAAGUUGGCCCUUACGAAUUCAAUUGGCUCCUGCAUAAAAAAACUUUAGUUGAAGAGUUACAGGAAGAGGUGCCUCCUCCGCUUUCCAAAUCGAAAUUCAUUCGUUUGUGGACUUGCACAAAUACGCAGAUACAGAAAACCCCAGAAAAGAUGAUGUUGGUCAACAACUUGGCUAAUACAGUGGCAGCUGGGAACAUCAUUUUAGCCAUGAGAACAAGAGUUACGACGUACGCUGAAAAGAAAGCAGAUGUUGCGAAGCUUGUGGAAGAAGGCGUGUAUAAAGACAUAGACAAAUUGUUUCCAUACCCAUCUGCCAGUGAUUUAACCACUACUAAAACUUGUUGGGUCGCUGGCAAGCUGAAAUUUGGAGACAACAGGUCUUUAUGGACAACUAUUUGCAACAAUUGUCGCAAAAUUUAUACUGUACCUCCAAAUACGCCCGUGAAAUGUCGAAGUUGCAAGGAAGAUACCCUUGUUGAAGCAAGGUGUCGAUUGCCGAUUGCAAUUGAAGAUGAAACAGGAAACAUACAUGCAAUGUUGUAUGAUUCGAAUGCUGAACGAGUAAUUCCAUUUAAUGGGACUGACUUAUAUCAAGCCGAGGAACAAGGCGUGGAUUUGACUGCUCAAAUUACAGCAGAGAUGAAUGAACAUCAUGUAGUUUGCUUCAUCAAACACUACGAAUUAACUCACCACACUGUCCUAAAGCUUUAUACAAUAGAUGACAUGCAAGCAGAUAAAAAAUUGCUUAAACCUAAAGAGCUAGCCAAGGAAGGAUCAGCCUCAGCUUCAACCAAGGUAACGGACAAAGAGCUGUUCAGUCCAACGCUAAAAAAUGUUCUUACCUCCCUCACUCCAGCACGUGAAAUGCCUACAACAAUUGCAUCUUCGGAAUCAGCGGUCAAAAAAUGCAUCAGCUUCUACAAUCAGCAAUCCUCCACCCCAAGAAGCAGCAUCCCAUUCACCCAGAUUCCUGAAUCAUCCACCCAACAAACUCAUCAAACCAGUACAAUAUCUAAUGCAAGCCCGACAAGAAAAGUCGUCCAAAAAUAG